This is a messenger RNA of Epithele typhae, 702 nucleotides long. RefSeq names its product histidine-phosphotransfer domain HPT domain-containing protein. Bases 1 to 702 code for a protein of 233 amino acids. Gene Ontology annotation, cellular component: nucleus; cytoplasm. Gene Ontology annotation, biological process: phosphorylation; phosphorelay signal transduction system. Gene Ontology annotation, molecular function: protein histidine kinase binding; histidine phosphotransfer kinase activity. The transcript is spliced from 3 exons. The record is from RefSeq and is a predicted model, not a curated record. Lineage: Eukaryota; Fungi; Basidiomycota; Agaricomycetes; Polyporales; Epitheliaceae.
AUGGCCCCCACCACCGUCGCCAUAAGCGACUCAGUCCGCUCUCCCAAGCAGCCCCCCGCAAAGCUCCGCUCCCCGUCCCCGGCCCCCGCCAACGCGCGCGCCGCGUCUCUCGCCCCGCUCUCCCCCAAGGCUGCCGCUGCCGCUCGUCUGACCUCCCCAGAACCUGAGCCGUCGUCGACUCGCGCGACACCGGCCCCGGAGAGUGCCGUGCGGCAUCCGAGGCACCGUCUGGCGCGGCCCCCUCUUCCGAAACAAAUCCCGAUGCGGCUGAUGAUGAGGCGGACUCGGAGACGUGAUCGAUAUGAGACAUUCAACCAGCUACUCGAUCUCGACGAGGACGAGACACACGACUUUUCGCUGGGGAUGACCGAGGCGUAUUUCACACAGCGUCGACGACAUUCACUGAUAUGGACGAAGCAUUAUCGUUUUGUCAGCGAUUGCAAAGACCUGAAGAAGCUCUCCGCGCUCGGGCACUUCCUCAAGGGCUCGUCGGCGGCGUUGGGUGUGUCUGCGGUGCAGGCAACAUGCGAGGACAUCCAACACUAUGGCGCGCUAAGAGACGAGAUCAACAACAUGGACCUGACGGACAAGGAAGCGCUGGCGAAGAUUGAGCCGCUGCUGAAGCGGGUGAAGAAGGAGUACGCGGUGGCCGAGCGAUGGCUCCAGAACUGGUACAAGAAACACGUCCCGGAAGACGCCUGA